AUGGCGAUCGUUAAGAUCGUAAAUGUAGCCACAGUCAAACCCGUCCGCCGCGCCGCGUUUGAAAGCGAUAGCGAAAGCGACGACGAAACAGAUCGCUUGACGAAAAAACCCAAGAAAUCGCCAGGCACGAAAGACGAUGUCAACGUUUCUCGUGUCCCAGGCGACGACUACUUUGCGGCAUGGAAUGCGUCGGAUGUCCAACUCACUUGCGUUGACGAGGACGGGACGACGGUCAUGUGGAAGCAGUCGGUGCUGUCGUUCAACGGGUGUCAAGAACUCUCGGAACAUGGCGCUGGAAAGACGCCGCCAGGUACGGCGGUAUGA
Messenger RNA from Aphanomyces astaci, 324 nucleotides. RefSeq lists its product as hypothetical. The record is from RefSeq and is a predicted model, not a curated record. The coding region runs from base 1 to 324 and encodes 107 amino acids. The transcript has 2 exons. Lineage: Eukaryota; Oomycota; Saprolegniomycetes; Saprolegniales; Verrucalvaceae.